Molecule: messenger RNA, 4936 nt
Organism: Poecile atricapillus (Black-capped chickadee)
Lineage: Eukaryota; Metazoa; Chordata; Aves; Passeriformes; Paridae
Exons: 9
Coding region: 124-1074 (316 amino acids)
Source: RefSeq, a predicted model, not a curated record
GCGCUCCCCGGCCGUGCCGGGGAAGUGACGCUAAGCGGGCCGGCCCCCGGAAGCGCUGCCGGGACCCCUCCGCAGCUAUGUAGGACCCGCCGCCAGGACGGGACGGGACGUGCGGCCGCCGCCAUGGACGGCAGCGGCGCCGCGGCUCCGGCGGGGCCCAACCUACCCAAUCUCACCCCGCGGCACCGGCAGCUCAUCCCCACGCCCUGCGGCCCCAUAAAACCAUGUUCAGAGCUCUCAUUCCCUGUGAAGAUCUACUUCUUUGUCACUAUUUUGUCCCUACUGAGUGUCAUAGGGCUGACCAUAGAGACACUGGUGCGCCAGACUGAGGAGGAUUUCACCAUUUCCUUUAUUCAGUUGGUUGGAGUUGUCUUCUGUGUGUAUUAUGUGAGCAGGGGCAUCCUGCAGGAGAACCGCCAGGAGCUCGUUGUGUUUGUGCUCUCCAUCCUGCUUGUGAUGCUCCGGUCCAUCAUCAACUUCACUGUGCUCCCUGCUGAGCAGAAGCCAAAACUCCUGGCCCGUUUUGUGCUGAUCCUGCUGGUGGGCUCAUUUGAUGUGAUCUGUGCCCUCAUCCUCAUCCAGAGCCAGUCCAUGAUGGCAUUCCGAGUGGGGGGUGCCCUGGAGAGCCGCCAGUCCCAGUACUUCAUGCUCAACCUCUGCUUUUCCAUGCUCACUUUUGAUCUGCAGGCACAGCUGUGCCUGUGCAUCCUCUUGAUCAGCCUGCAUGAGAUCACCUUACUGCACAACAUCAUCUCAGCCACGGGCAUCGUCUGGGCCUGCCUGAAGGUCACCAUGGGCAUCAUUGCAAUUUUAAAAGAGCUGAAACCUUUGGUGUGGGUAUUUCUGAUUCAGAAUGUGCCUGAGGUGGUUUAUCUCAUCUACCUGCUCUACACGGUGAUAAGGGAGUGGGGCAAAGGCAGUUCUUACACCUUGGAAGCUGCUUUCAUCACUGGCUCCUGCAUUUCUGUCGCCAUAAAAUCUGUUCUGUUCUGGGCUCUGGUUCAUGUCUACCGCAGCUUUGGGCAGGGACUGAGGGAGAGAAUGUUUUCUUCCUAUGGAAGGAUUGACUCCUGAGCCCUCCCCAUGCUCCCCCCUGCAGCUCUCAGAGUGAAGCCACCCUAGGAACACCUGACCAAGGACCUGCAGCCAGGGUGACAAUAAAGGAUCACUUUCCCAGGAUGGAGAAGGUUCAGGAAGAUGUCACACGUUCCUUGGAGUAGUGCAGGCGGUGCAGAGCUUAAAAAACAAAAUAUGCUGAUCUUGCUGACAGGACCAAACAGCUUUCACUCACUCCUUUUCCUGCUCUGCUGCUUUGGAAGCACAGGGGGUUCACACCUGCACGUGAGAGGGGAAUGGUGCUCCUUUCAAUGCGUUUUGCCUGGAUAGACACAAACAUCAUGAAGGAAAUUUGCACACCCUUCCUCUGUACCCAAGUCUAGAAGGGGAUUGUGAUGCCAUCAUUUCCCAGCUUGGAUCUACUGCUGAGCAGGUCCAGCCCUGAUGGUUUGGUGACAGUGGUUUCCCCUGUUUAGGGCUCCUUUUCCUCCUCUGGCUUUAGAACAUUUCAGUUUUGUUUUUUUUUUUAACCCCAGCUACACAUAAAAACUACUCGCUGUAACCACAUCCCUCCCUCAGUGUAACCAAGGUGCCAUUUCAUACCAGGGGGACUGUUCCAAUUAUGCCUUUAAUAUUGUAAUUUAAAAGUUUGGUAUUUUAUUGACUGAAACCUUUAACUACUGGCUAUUUUUUAAUAAAGUACAAGCACAGUUUGUGUACGGGUAAUUAUUUCACAAGGAACAGCACCAAUUCAGUGGGAAAUCCCUUACAAAACUGAAUAAGGAAGAGGUUGGGACUGGAAUUCAUGGGUGCUGCAGACAUUGCCAUUACACUUCACUUCAGACACAGCUUUAUUUGCAGGCAGCUGGACAUUGCAAAAAACAAAAUUAAAAAUUUAUUACAGCUUAUUAGGGGGAUUGAGAAGGACUCUAUCAAAAGUGCUGUAAUUUUUUUUUCUCUUCCUAGCCAUCUAAAUCAGAACUUCUGUAACAAAUACGUAUUUUUCUCAUCUUGAUCUCCUAAACCUGAAUCAAAUCUACUUUAUCUGUAGCCCAGGGGAGGCAGGAGAAGGUUAAUGGUGUGUGGCCAGACUGCAGGGGCUGACAGAGCAGCAGCUGCCUCUGUAACUUCAUCCCACAAAUCCCAGUGGCACCAGUGUUGAUGGAAGAAUUAAACAUUUGAAGAUCACAAUGUAAUGUUUUCAGUCCUUCUCUCAGCCAAGCCCAGGCAGCAGGGCAUGCCCAGAGCAGAGGGGAAGGCUCUGCUCUUGCACAAAGCCUCUGUUGGGGCAGAAUGAGGUGAUGGAAGUCUUUUAUAGCCAGGCCACAGUGUCACUGUCACAGAAAGUCCUCUGACCAUGGACAGCAAAGAGUUUGUCACCAGCCAAGCAUGGAAAGAUGGAAAACGCUGUCCAAGGUGCCUUGUCAAACAAAAACUCCACUGAAAAACAACUAAUUUACCUGCAAAAGGCAUCUCCUUGUCAAACAAAAACUCAAUUUUAAUUUAGGCAGCUGCUUUACUGCAAAAGACAUCUCCUCGCAUCUCUCUCAACUGUUGGAAUGAGUUACAGAUUAAUUAUGAAAUCAGAAUACUCUUAAACAUCACCAUAAAUCUCAAGUUCUGGGGAAGAAGCAUCUAGAACUUCAUCAGAAUGUGCCACAAGCAUUUAAACCCCAUUUUUAAUUCUAAACUUCCUGGAUAUCAAAUUAUCAGAUUAUUUGAUCAGUACUGCCCUUACCUAUUUCUUUCCUCCUAUUUCUAUUACUGGGCCUUUAAAAACAGUAAUGCAGCCCAGCUGGUUGUACACAAGAUUUGUUACAAUUUGCACAGCAAAUUUAGCAAUUAUUUUGAGACUUUUGAGGAAAACCUGGUAUUAGACAUUCAAAAAAGCAUUUCGUGUAUUCCCAGAAAACAGGUGCUACUGUCCCUUGAAAAGUGUCAAACCCCACACAGUUCCAAGAAACUGAUUGGGAAUUCACAAUUUUUAUAUUCUCCCCAGUCAAAGGGCAAAUCGACCAAUCCAACUUUACAAAAAGAUUUUAUUGAAAGGAUUGAAAAAUAUUUUGUUUCUCAACAAUAUUUAAAACCAAGUUUUCAAUGCAUUAACAAUAUGUAACAGGAUUUUUCAUCUUUUAAAAAUUCAGUACACUGCUUUAUUCCUUACUACAAUUGGUAAUAACUUCAAUUUCUACCAGAGGGUAACUUUUUUUUUAAAAAAAAAACCCACAAAUUAAUUUCCCAGCUUUCAUUUUGGCCCUUUGUAGAUGAAAGGAUUUGUAGUGCCAGUGACUUACAAACCCUUUUAUCAAAAACUCUUAAUCAGCAAGCCCCCAUUUUUUAGCACAGUUUAACCAAGUUAUUCUGAAUAAGCUACAUCAGCAAAAUAAGGUUUUAUUGCCAAUAAAGUGAGGUGCAUACCAGUUUUUUUCUGGUUCAGCUCCCCCACUCCUGGAGCAGUUCAAAUGCAUAACUCCAGGGCUGCUCCAGCCUCACUCUCCUGCAGUUUGCAGAUUAAAAGCCUUGGAAAGGGACUUUGUACACUCAGAUAAACUUUGUGAUGUAUUAACACAACCCGGGCUGUGGAAGCAGCUGGGCCAAGGAGAAUCAAGGCAGCUUUUGGAGGAAAAGCCUGGACUGAAGUCAGAGUGCCUGCCCCUGCCUGAGCCAGGGCUGCAGCUCUGCCUGGGCUAAGCAGCCACCCAGAAAAAGCCUUUUUUUAGCAGGAAUUCCCUACAAGCAAAGUUGCAGCAGCCUCAGAGCCAGCAAUGCAAUUGCAGCAGGUGAUAAACUGAAAGAAGAAAUUUCAAGUCUAAUGUAGAUCUAAAGUAGUUCAGUACACUUUGAUUACAGAUUUAAUGACCUGUGCAUUCUGAAAAUUAAAAGUUCGGCAAUUUAGUCAAGAAUAGCUUUACUAUUAUAAAAAGCAUAAAUAAAAAGUGCUGAAUAUAGUUUCAUCUUUAAAAAAAUACUAGAUAAGGCUCAUAAAUCAUUUCACCUCUGCAAAAUGAUUUUUCCACUCCCCAGUGUGCCUAGAACUCAUUCUCCACUCAUCCACAUGUUUCUCUAGACACCAUACCCUGUUCCUUCCCUCAAUUAUUGCAUGUUUAAAUAAAAUAGCUUCAAAGCAAAAAGCCUGACACUUCUCUAGUUCAAAAAGUAACCAGUUAUCAAAUAACUGAAUACUCCAGUUAGGAAACCCGUAAGCAGCUUCAAAACAGUGAUAAAACAAUUACUGCAGAUUCAAGUGAAAGAUAAAUCCCAAAAGUUCUCUGGAUAUUCUCCAAGAUAUCCCAAAAUCUAUCUGGUUUUGACCAAAUCAAACCAAUACUCUAUUUUACAAAAUGUACAAACCAAGUGUUAAUUUAUAUGAACACAUUUUCAUUGUGAUUUGAAUCAUUACCCAAGAGUUUGCUUCUCUUUUCUGGAAAAGUGCUCUCACCUGCAUUUCAUGAAUUCAGCCUAGGGCAGCAUUCAAAAGGGAUGAGACAUUAUUGAAACCACCAGAGAACAACAGGUCAGGCAGAGUUUGGAAAUGAACCAAUUUCCACUUUGGACCACAGAAACAAUGUAAGACAAUCAUGAAAAAAAGUUCAGCAGAGACUCUCACUCAGUUCCCAAGGAAAUCCCACCUCAAUCAGUAAAUUCAUUCCUUGGCAAGAUUCUGCCACAGGCAUUGAACAGCUCCUGUCCCUUCCUUUAGUGAGCGAUGCAGCAAGACUUGAAAAUGCUGAAGUUUAGAUAAUAUGAUCAAGAGACUGCACCACAGAGAACAUAAAUGUAAACAUUAUCCUCGGGCUUGCUAUUUUGCAGUUAAAGUACAGUACAAACCCUUUUUUCCCCCAAUCAGUUCGGGUUGUUUUUUUUUGUUCUUUCAUCAAAA